Molecule: messenger RNA, 1167 nt
Organism: Eimeria mitis
Lineage: Eukaryota; Apicomplexa; Conoidasida; Eucoccidiorida; Eimeriidae
Product: 60S ribosomal protein L3, putative
Exons: 4
Coding region: 1-1167 (388 amino acids)
Biological process (GO): ribosomal large subunit assembly; translation
Cellular component (GO): cytosolic large ribosomal subunit; ribosome
Molecular function (GO): structural constituent of ribosome; RNA binding
Source: RefSeq, a predicted model, not a curated record
AUGUCGCACAGAAAAUUCGAAAGGCCGCGCCACGGCUCCCUGGGCUUCUGCCCAAGGAAGCGCUGCCGCCGCCAUAGAGGAAAGGUAAAAGCGUUUCCCAAGGAUGACGCAUCCAAGCCGCCUCAUCUCACCGCCUUCAUGGGCUACAAGGCCGGCAUGACCCACAUCGUGCGCGAGGUGGAGAGGCCAGGUUCAAAGCUGCACAAGAAGGAAAUUGUUGAGGCUGUAACCAUUGUGGAAUCCCCGCCGAUGAUAUGUGUUGGUGUUGUUGGUUAUAUUGAAACACCACGGGGUUUGAGAGCUCUAUCGACAGUAUGGGCAGGUCACCUGAGCGAGGAGUGCCGUCGUCGUUUCUAUAAGAACUGGUAUAAGAGCAAGAGAAAAGCUUUCACUCGUUACUCAAAGAAAUACGCAGAAAACAACAAAAUGCAAGCUGAAAUAGAUACCAUCAAACAACACUGCUCUGUAGUAAGAGCCAUCUGCCAUACACAACCCAGCAAGACCCCCACCGGCCUGAGAAAAGCACAUAUCAUGGAAAUUCAAGUCAACGGAGGAACUGUACCCGAAAAGGUUGACUUUGUGACGAAGAUGUUUGAAUCUCCUGUGCCGAUCAGCGCAGUGUUCCAGCAGGACGAAAUGUUGGAUGUGAUAGGCGUGACGAAGGGUCACGGAGUGAAGGGUGUUGUAUCGCGUUUCGGUGUGACGCGGUUGCCUCGCAAGACGCACAGAGGUCUGCGUAAGGUUGCUUGUAUCGGGGCUUGGCAUCCAGCUCGUGUUCAGUUCCAGGUGCCUCGUCACGGUCAGAAGGGUUAUUUCCACCGCACUGAGAUGAACAAGAAGGUCUACCGCAUAGGCAGCGGCAGCGACCCUCGCAAUGGCUCAACCGACGCGGACUUGACGGAGAAACGUAUCACGCCCAUGGGUGGUUUCCCUCAUUACGGUGAAGUUCGCAGUGACUUCAUCAUGAUCAAGGGUUGCAUCGUGGGCUGCAAGAAACGCCCCAUCACCCUGAGAAAGACCCUUGUGCCUCGUACUUCUCGCAGAGCCCUAGAAAACAUUCAUCUCAAGUUCAUCGAUACUUCAUCCAAGUGGGGCCAUGGUCGCUUCCAGACCUCCGAGGAGAAGGCCAAGUUCUACGGGCCCCUAAAGAGAACUGCUGCGCUCUGA